AUGUUCUCCGUGCAGGAGGUGCUGCCCCGGGGGGGGCUGCCCAUGAAGGAGGAGCCGCUGCCCGCCGGGCUGCCCUCGGUCCGGUGGCUGCAGGGCACCGGCAUCCUGGACGCCAGCACCGCCGCUCAGAGCGGGGUGGGCCUGGCCCGUGCCCACUUUGAGAAGCAGCCCCCCCCCAACCUGCGCAAAUCCAACUUCUUCCACUUCGUCCUGGCCAUGUACGACCGGCAGGGUCAGCCCGUGGAGAUCGAGCGCACUUCCUUCAUCGACUUCGUGGAGAAGGAGAGGGAGCAGAACGGAGAGAAAACCAACAACGGGAUCCACUACCGGCUCCAGCUGCUGUACAGCAACGGGCUCCGCACCGAGCAGGACCUCUACGUGCGCCUCAUCGACUCCAUGUCCAAGCAGGCCAUCAUCUACGAGGGGCAGGACAAGAACCCAGAGAUGUGCCGGGUGCUCCUCACACACGAGAUCAUGUGCAGCCGGUGUUGCGACAAGAAGAGCUGCGGGAACCGCAACGAGACCCCCUCGGACCCCGUUAUCAUCGACAGGUUUUUCCUCAAGUUUUUCCUCAAGUGCAACCAAAACUGCCUGAAGAACGCGGGGAACCCCCGGGACAUGCGGCGCUUCCAGGUGGUGGUGUCCACGACAGUGAGCGUGGAUGGACACGUCCUGGCCGUGUCUGACAACAUGUUUGUGCACAACAAUUCCAAGCACGGCCGGCGGGCACGGCGCCUCGACCCCACCGAAGCAGCCACCCCCUGCAUCAAGGCCAUCAGCCCCAGCGAGGGCUGGACCACGGGCGGGGCCACUGUCAUCGUCAUCGGUGACAACUUCUUCGACGGGCUCCAGGUGGUCUUUGGCACCAUGUUGGUGUGGAGCGAGCUCAUCACCCCUCACGCCAUCCGGGUGCAGACCCCCCCACGCCACAUCCCGGGGGUGGUGGAGGUGACGCUGUCCUACAAAUCCAAACAGUUCUGCAAGGGCGCCCCGGGGAGAUUCGUCUACACCGCACUGAACGAGCCCACCAUCGACUACGGGUUCCAGCGACUGCAGAAAGUGAUCCCCCGGCACCCCGGGGACCCCGAGCGCCUGCCCAAGGAGGUGCUGCUGAAGCGUGCGGCCGACCUGGUGGAAGCUUUGUACGGGAUGCAGCACAGCAACCAGGAGCUGAUCCUGAAGCGCGCAGCAGACAUCGCCGAGGCGCUCUACAGCGUCCCCCGCAACCCCGCCCCCCCCGCCAUGAUGGGGGCCAACUCUUUCGGUAGCCAACUGGCCACCAACAUGGGCGACUCGCCGCAGGGCGCCGAGCAAGGGUAUCCCCGCAGCACGGGCAGCGUCUCCCCGCGGGGAUACGGGGGUCCCGGCUCCACCCCCCAGCCCGGCGGCUACGGGGGGGCCACGGGCAUCGGCGGCUACGGGGGGGGCACCAUGGCCGGGUUGGGGGUGCCCGGCUCCCCCAGCUUCCUCAACGGCUCCACCGCCACCUCCCCCUACGCCAUCGUGCCCGCCAGCCCCCCGCUCGCCGCCUCCUCUGUCACCCUCCCGGUGGGCACCAAUGUCCCCACCCCCGGGGCGGGCUUCUCCUUCUCCCCCGUCAACAUGAUCUCGGCCGUCAAGCAGAAAAGCGCCUUCGCCCCCGUCGUCCGGCCCCAGAGCUCCCCCUCACCCGCCUGUCCCAGCGCCCUGCAAGGUGGGGACACUGCUGACACUCUUGGGGACAAAGACCCAGUUUUCGAGGACUCAGAUAAAUUCCACACACCAUCACGGCCGCUCCAGGGCCUGGCUUAUUCCUAAACACACUGUGUCUGGAUGGUGCCAGAGCCAUGACAUGGAUCAGGACUCAUAUCUCAACCCGUUCUGGGGGAUCCCGUGGGGAUAAGGGGUGCAAGGACCCUCCCCCCAUCCUGCUGCCCCAUGGCCUCACCCAGUUCAUCAAGGAGUGACCCUGGCUGGGGGAGGAACGGAUUGUCUGGGGUUGGAAAGGGGUUUUGGGGAGGGAAAUGACCCAAACACUCUGGGUUUAGCCCUAGAAAGGUACUGGGAGACACAGGGGGUUGGGGGGCAGUGGUGGCUGUGGGAUGGAUGCUCUGAGGUGGGAUGGAUGGAUGGAUGGAUGGAUGGAUGGAUGGAUCAAUGGAUGAGUGCUCAAGGGCAGGAUGGGUGGAUUCUCCAAGGUGGAAUGAAUGCUGUAGGAUAGGAUGGAUGUUUUAGGAUGGGAUGGAUGCUCGGAUGGUGGGAUGGAUGCUCUGGGGUAAAACAGAUGCAUGGGAGCAGGAGAAUUGUUCUGGGGCAGGAUGGGGGCUGUUCCAAGGCAGGAUGGAUGCUCGGGGGUGGGAUGGAUGCUCUGGGAGGACCCAGCUUCCCCCCACACUUCCCGGCUCUCUCCCCAGAUGUGCAGCUCCACAUCUGGAGCCGCCCACCCGCAGCUCCCGGGGGGCUGAGGCCACACAUCUGCCUGAGCACCGUCCCCCGCGCAGGAUCGGGCCCCCAGCACCGCACCAGGGGGGUGGUCUGGCUGCCCCGGCCCCCACCUGGGGACAGCACUGUCCCCAGACCCCCGGGACACAGCCGCACCUCCUCCCUCAUCAUUAUCACUUAUUAUUACUAUUAAUAAUGUUAUUAUUAUUAUUAUUAUUUUAGGAGUGGGCAGGGGCUCUGGUGGGGUGGAGGGGGCAGGAGACCCUCGCCCCGGCCCUGCCUGCUCCUGCCGGGGUUUCCCUUCUCCUCUCAGCCUGGAAUUUUGUAAAUAAA
This is a messenger RNA of Calypte anna (Anna's hummingbird), 2754 nucleotides long. Its product is annotated as transcription factor COE4-like. NCBI's taxonomy places the organism in Eukaryota, Metazoa, Chordata, Aves, Apodiformes, Trochilidae. The record is from RefSeq and is a predicted model, not a curated record. Gene Ontology annotation, molecular function: DNA-binding transcription factor activity, RNA polymerase II-specific; RNA polymerase II cis-regulatory region sequence-specific DNA binding. Gene Ontology annotation, biological process: regulation of transcription by RNA polymerase II.